CCAGGACAGCUGACCCAAACUGUCCAAAGGGAUAUUCCAUACCACAGAACAUCAUGCCCAGAAUACAAAUGGGGAAGGAGGUUCCAGGGGCUGCAGGGGGACAGGCUGGAUAUCGGUCAGCGAGUGGCAUAUUUAUUGUUAAGAACAAGUUAAGAACUAUUGAAGACAUUAACAGGUACUGAAGAACAGUCUCUGUCACUGUUUAUCUCCGGAGGGGUAAAAAGGUAAAAGAAGUUCCUAUAAAACAUUUUGUUGAUGAGAUCUCAGUCCACACUCAGUUAAUUGGCCUGUUUUGCAGGAUUUAACCUGGUGGCAUAAGAACCCUGAAAUAAAUCUCUUAGCUACGAUUAGAGAUGAAAGACAGAUUAGCAUGGGCAGGAGAGCUAAACUCUUUUUCUCCGUCUCCAUUGGCGAGUCAGUGUGAAGACAGGACAACCAGAGACAUCAGGAAAUCAGUAUUUCCAUCAUCCUCAGGAUGUCUGAUUCAGACUGCUCCUGCAUGCCUUGGACACAUGCCCGUAAUCAGCUUACGAGCUUCCCUUGACCUACGCUUCUUUUCCUAAUGCUGAUCUGACUAUGGCUGUCCUCAAAGUAAAAUUCACCAAAACUAAGAGGGACAAACUGGCCCAGAUCUUAUGGAUACUCAACUGGGUUUCUGUAGUGAGCGGGAUCAUUCUCUUCAGUCUUGGCCUCUUUCUGAAAAUAGAGAUCAAGAAGCGCAAUGAAGUGAUGGCAAAAGGGGACAUUAACUCUGUCCCCAACAUGCUGAUCUCUGUGGGGGUCAUAGCAUGUAUCAUCAACUUUCUAGGUGGAAAAAUCUGCUAUGACUGCUCAGAUGCCAACAAGUUCUCUCGAUGGAAACUUGUUAUGCUGCCAUAUAUCGUAUGUACCUUCUGUUUUACCUUCUGCAUCCUGGUGGGUGCUCUCAUGUGCUACACCAUGAAGAAUGAGCUGGAAGAGUCUCUCUACCUGGGACUGAGGGAUGCUAUUAAGUUCUAUAAAGACACAGACAUUCCUGGACGAUGUUUCUUAAAGAAAACAGUGGAUUUGUUACAAAUUGGAUUCCAUUGCUGUGGAAACAAUGGCUUUAGAGACUGGUUUGAAAUUCAGUGGGUAUCUGCUCGUUAUCUGAAUAUGGCUUCUAAGGAGGUUCAAGACCGUCUAAAGAGCAAUGUUGAUGGGAAGUUCCUGGUGGAUGGAGUACCCUUCAGCUGCUGCAACCCCAGCUCCCCACGGCCCUGCAUCCAGUACCAGCUGACCAACAACAGUGCUCACUACAACUAUGAUUUUCUGACGGAGGAGCUCAAUAUCUGGGUGAAGGGGUGCCGAGAGGCCCUGCUGGAUUACUACACCACUAUUAUGCGAUCGAUUGGCAUUGCAGCACUGCUUAUUUGGUUGUUUGAGCUCUGUGUACUUAUUGGUGUUCGGUACCUACAAACAGCCAUGAAGAAUGUCCUUCUGCUCGGAGAUCUGGAGGGUGAAUCAGAUGGUUGGUUACUAGAAAAUAGUUUUGUGGAAACUGCCAAAUACAACAUCAGUAUCAUUAAGAACCUCGGCAAAGCCAACCAGAUCUCCACUGUAUCAGGCAUGAAUGACCCUAACAUUAAUGUUCAAAACACAGACUGUGGCAAAACCAAUGUUUCAACAAAAUCUAUCCCUGCAGCUAGGUAGGCAAACCUUUGAAGGAAUGACAUCACAAGUUUAGCUUUGCUGUAUUACAGUACUACAGUUACCAGAUUUUUCACUGGUGGGGUAAAAAAGGAAAAAAAAUGAAGACAAUUGAACAAACCACAGACUGGUGACAGCUCCAAAACUGCUGAUACUUCUUUGGAUGGAUGCAUUUUUACUUGUGAAAUCCCUGAUUUUCAACACCGCACAAAACUUUUGGAAUUUUUCCCACUUUCUCUCUUUACCUACAGAAUUCUAUCAUGGUCUGAACAUGCCAGAGUAAUCACUAUGCACAAGCAAAUGUUCCAGAGAGGAUGAGUCUACAUCUACUAACAUACACAUUAGUCUAAUAUGUACCAAAGUUUGUCCUUACUGUCAUUACACCUACAGAAAUCCCAGCAAUGGAAAUUCCCAAAGAAAUUAUUACACUUGACAAGAAGAUUCUUUACAAAAAAGAGAAAAACUGAAAUGAAAGCUCUGUUAGUCCAAGAUAGGAGAGGAGAACUUUUAGCUGAAAUGUACCUAUACUGCAGCCCUUCUAACAGAACCUACUAGCUAGGUGAAACUGGAGGCAAUGAAAGUUACUGUCAUGUAUUUCAUUUAUAUUUCCCAAAAAGUCUGAAGUAUGUCUUCAUUUUUCCCCCUCCAUAGUCUAGGCAAAGCCAGCUGCCACACCUCCCUGUAAGUCAAAGGGUACUGCUGAAAGGAGUUCUCUGCUUAAGGAAACUGCCAGCUCCUGCAAGGAUAUUUGAAAUUCCAAGUAGCAUGUGAUAGCCCUAGUUUAAAAACAAGUAGAUACUUCCCCUAAAACAAACAUUGAUGAUGCUAGAUGCUUACAAGCUCCUCAUUUCAAAAGUACUUAACACAUUGAUCGAGGGGCAGGAAGAUAAGGGACUAUGUGAAAUCAAUGAAGGCAAAGUCAGACUGACAGCUCUCCCAUCACACUCCUAGAACAGCGCUCAGGAACUUUGUUAAUGCUUGGAGUGAAAGCCUUCAAUGCCCAAGACACCUGUAGUUACAUUAGUUAUGACACUAAUUCAUCAUUAGUAGUAAGGAGGAAAAACAUAUCGAUACAAAAUAGAGGUUAAAAGACAAAAUAAAGUAUUUUACUUGUUA
Molecule: messenger RNA, 2784 nt
Organism: Pseudopipra pipra
Lineage: Eukaryota; Metazoa; Chordata; Aves; Passeriformes; Pipridae
Product: photoreceptor outer segment membrane glycoprotein 2
Exons: 5
Coding region: 577-1671 (364 amino acids)
Biological process (GO): visual perception
Cellular component (GO): plasma membrane
Source: RefSeq, a predicted model, not a curated record